AUGUUCGUCUGCUCACACUGCCACCCAGCUUCGGCCGCCAACCGCCGCGAUGCCUCCGCUGCAACAUCCGCGGUGUCUACCCCGGAAUCCCUGAGCCGGAGUUCCUCUACGUCCGUCUCCUCGUACAAUGACCGGUUGGCCCCUACUUCGGUACGGCGGUUCGGGGACCGGGAUCAUGGUUCCGCUGGUGGACGGGUAGAGAAUAACCCUCGCCGGACAUAA
Molecule: messenger RNA, 222 nt
Organism: Aspergillus puulaauensis
Lineage: Eukaryota; Fungi; Ascomycota; Eurotiomycetes; Eurotiales; Aspergillaceae
Exons: 1
Coding region: 1-222 (73 amino acids)
Source: RefSeq, a predicted model, not a curated record